GCUGCCAGACCGGAAAAGACCUGAAAAAGCAACAUGUUCCACGUCUCACGCCUCGUUGUUCGUGGCCAGGCACACGUAAAAGUUUGCGCUCGAUUGGCCGCACUCCAGUCUAGUCGCCACAUUACUACCAGCCGUACGGCAAGCAAAGAUGUAGGCUUCCGCACGGAGUCGGACACGUUCGGUGAGCUGAAGGUGCCGAACGACAAAUACUAUGGUGCCCAAACGGUUCGCUCAACGAUGAACUUCCCGAUCGGUGGCCCAACCGAACGUAUGCCCCAACCCGUUAUCACUGCCAUGGGCAUCCUGAAGAAGUCGGCCGCCCUCGUCAACAAGGAGUACGGGCUGGAUCCCAAGAUUGCCGACGCAAUUGCACAGGCCGCGGACGAUGUAAUUUCCGGUAAGCUGUACGACGAUCACUUCCCGCUCGUUAUCUGGCAGACCGGUUCGGGUACGCAAACGAACAUGAACGUGAACGAGGUAAUCAGCAAUCGUGCGAUCGAGAUUCUUGGCGGAAAGCUCGGCUCGAAAACUCCCGUCCAUCCGAACGAUCACGUUAACAAGUCGCAAUCCUCGAACGAUACCUUCCCGACGGCGAUCCACGUUUCGGUGGCCCGCGAGCUGACGGGAAAUCUGCGCCCUGCCAUCCAAACGCUGCACGAUGCUCUGAAGGCAAAGUCGGAAGAGUUUAAGGACAUUAUUAAGAUCGGUCGUACACACACGCAGGACGCUGUGCCUCUGACGCUUGGGCAGGAGUUCAGUGGAUACGUGCAGCAGAUGGCUUUUGCGCUGGAUCGCAUUGAAGCGGUGCUGCCACGUGUGUACAUGCUGGCGAUUGGUGGUACCGCCGUCGGUACGGGGCUGAACACGCGCGUCGGUUUCGCUGAGAAAGUUGCGGCCAAGAUCGGCGAGUUGACGGGACUACCGUUCGUAUCGGCACCGAACAAAUUCGAAGCGUUGGCUGCCCGUGAUGCUAUGGUGGAAGUAUCCGGAUGUUUGAACACGAUCGCUGUCAGUUGCAUGAAAAUUGCGAACGAUAUUCGCUUCCUCGGAUCAGGACCGCGUUGCGGUUUGGGUGAGCUGAGCCUGCCAGAGAAUGAACCGGGCAGCUCGAUCAUGCCGGGCAAGGUUAACCCGACGCAAUGUGAAGCUAUGACGAUGGUGUGCGCACAGGUGAUGGGAAACAAUGUGGCCGUUACUGUGGGUGGAUCGAAUGGACACUUUGAGCUGAACGUGUUCAAGCCGUUGGUUGUCUCGAACGUGUUGCGAUCGAUUCGGUUGCUUUCUGACAGCGCACGUACAUUCACCAAGAACUGUGUGGUGGGCAUUGAGGCAAACCGGGCCAACAUUGAUAAAAUUAUGAACGAAUCACUGAUGCUGGUUACCGCUCUCAAUCCACACAUUGGCUACGACAAAGCUGCCAAGAUUGCCAAGACGGCGCACAAGGAAGGUACCACCCUGAAGCAGGCUGCCCUCAAACUUGGCUACCUGAACGAGCAACAGUUUGCCGAAUGGGUGCGACCGGAAAAUAUGCUUGGACCAAAGUAAAUG
This is a messenger RNA of Anopheles maculipalpis, 1548 nucleotides long. RefSeq names its product fumarate hydratase, mitochondrial-like. Gene Ontology annotation, biological process: fumarate metabolic process; tricarboxylic acid cycle; malate metabolic process. Gene Ontology annotation, molecular function: fumarate hydratase activity. Bases 34 to 1545 code for a protein of 503 amino acids. The transcript has 4 exons. NCBI's taxonomy places the organism in Eukaryota, Metazoa, Arthropoda, Insecta, Diptera, Culicidae. The record is from RefSeq and is a predicted model, not a curated record. Gene Ontology annotation, cellular component: mitochondrion; tricarboxylic acid cycle heteromeric enzyme complex.